CAACAGUGUAUGUCGUGCAUAUCGUGCGCAGUUGACCGCAAGUCCCUCCGCUUUCCAAGUUCCAUCCAUUAGACAUCCUUGACAAUUUUCGACCUGGAAGUGAUCAACCAUGGGUGACGACGUGCCCUCGAUGAGGAGGUUCAAGACGGAGCUCUCAGAGUAUUCCGUUGCUCACGACGACGCGCCCGGCCCCUACGCACGAGACGCAGAGUAUGAUGCAAUCAUCGUCGGGGCUGGCUUCGCCGGCAUCUUCAUGCUCAGGACGCUCCGCGACAGGGGGUACCGGGCCGUCAUCUUCGAGGCGGGCAACGACCUGGGCGGCACAUGGCGGUGGAACUGCUACCCGGGCGCCAUGGUGGACUCGGAGGUGCCCGAGUACCAGUUCUCGUGGCCCGACGUCUGGGAGACGUGGACAUGGCCGAGCAACUACCCUACCUACAAGGACCUGCGCGCGUACUUUGACCACGUCGAUCGCGUCGUGGGCGUCAAGAAGGACUGCGCGUUCAACACGGUCGUCGUGGGUGGCAGCUUUGAUACCGCCGAGGGCAAGUGGACGGUGCGGACUGCGGAUGGGCGGCAGGCGAGGACCAAGUUUUUGAUCCUCGGGACCGGCUUUGCCUCGCGUCGAUAUGUCCCCGAAUGGCCCGGCAUGGACACGUUCAAGGGCGAGAUGCACCACUCGUCCUUUUGGCCCGACCGAGAGAUCCCCGUCGAGGGCAAGCGCUGCGCCGUCAUCGGCACCGGUGCCUCGGGCGUGCAAAUCGCACAAGCAUGGGGCUCACAGGCGGGCACGCUGACGGUGCUGCAGCGCACGCCCAACCUGGCGCUCCCGAUGCGCCUCCGGCCGCUCUCCGCCGAGGAGCAAGAGGCGGACAAGAAGCAGUGGUACCGCGAGAUCUUCACGCUCCGCGAGCGCACGUUUGCGGGCUUCAUGUACGACUGGACGGAGCGCAACACCUUCGACGACGCGCCCGCGGUGCGCGAGGCCCUGCGCGAGGAGGCGUGGCGGCGAGGCGGGUUCCGCCCCUGGCUGAGCGUGCACAAGGACCUCCUCUUCGACCCGGCGGGCAACCGCGACUUUUACGACUUUUGGGUCAAGAAGACGCGGGGCCGCAUUCGUGACCCCCGGAAGAGGGACCUGCUGGUGCCGGAGGAGCCGCCGCAUUUCUUUGGCAUUAAGCGCCCCUGUCUCGAGUAUUGCUACUAUGAGCACUUUAACCGCGACAACGUCGACGUCGUGGACAUUCGCAACAACGCCAUCAAGGAGUUUACCGAGACGGGGAUCCGGCUCGAGGACGGGACGCAUCACGAGUUUGACGUGAUUGCGCUGGCGACGGGGUUUGACAUUGUGACGGGAGUCAUGACGCAGCUCGGCCUCGAGAGCAUCCACGGCACCGCCCUGCGCGACGAGUGGCGCCAGAGCCCCGGCGGCGCGCUCACGUACCUCGGCCUCACCGUCCCCGGCUACCCCAACAUGUUCCACCUCUACGGCGUACACGGCCCCACGCUGCUCUCCAACGGGCCCUCGAGCGUCGAGGCCCAGGGCCGCUGGAUCGCCGACUGCCUCGACAAGGUCCGGCGAGAGGGCUGGCGCUACGUCGACCCCAAGCCCGAGGCGGCGCGCGCGUGGAAGGACCGAAUCGUGCGCUACGCCGACACGACCCUCGUUCCGACCCUGAACUCGUCGACGUUUAUGGGCGGCAGCGCGCCGGACAAGGUCAAGGAGCCCAUGUGCUUCAUGGAGGGGCUUCCGGCGUACCGUGGCAUCAUUCGCGGGGCGCUCGACGCGAUGGAGGGCUUUGAGGUGGUCAAAUGAAAGAGAGCAUCUGAAAGGGUGGGUAUCACACGCUGUAUUCAGUCUAUAUAAGUAGUAGAUACAAAAGGGGGAGAGAGACAAAGGGAAUUGUUGUCGCGCGCUCAAGCAGAACAGGGUAUUCCCACCAGUUUAAGAGUUUCGUGAUAAUACAAUCCGCACCACGCCC
This is a messenger RNA of Purpureocillium takamizusanense, 1982 nucleotides long. RefSeq lists its product as uncharacterized. Gene Ontology annotation, molecular function: flavin adenine dinucleotide binding; NADP binding; N,N-dimethylaniline monooxygenase activity. Bases 110 to 1816 code for a protein of 568 amino acids. The transcript is spliced from 4 exons. The record is from RefSeq and is a predicted model, not a curated record. Lineage: Eukaryota; Fungi; Ascomycota; Sordariomycetes; Hypocreales; Ophiocordycipitaceae.